This is a messenger RNA of Vicugna pacos (alpaca), 1475 nucleotides long. RefSeq names its product plasminogen activator, urokinase receptor (gene PLAUR). The record is from RefSeq and is a predicted model, not a curated record. Gene Ontology annotation, cellular component: plasma membrane. Lineage: Eukaryota; Metazoa; Chordata; Mammalia; Artiodactyla; Camelidae.
UUUUUGAGGAAGGAGGGAGGGUGCACGAUAACCCACACAUCUGGGGCUGACUCGUUCUUUCGCAAAAUUUCUGGGAGGAGCCCUCAGGGCCACAAAACUGUCUCCUUCGUGGGGCCAGACUGAGAGGUGCCGGGAGACCACGGAGAGGAGCGGCCGCCGGACAUGGGCCGCCCGCUGCUGCUGCUGCCGCUGCUGCUGUUGUCAUUUCAGACCAGCAUUCCAGCCUCCUGGGGCCUGCAGUGCAUGCUGUGUAAAAGCAACGGGAAUUGCAGGGUGGAAGAGUGUUCCCCCGGCCAGGACCUCUGCAGGACCACAGUCCUGCGCAUACGAGAAGGACAUGAGGAGCUGGAGGUGGUGGAGAGAGGCUGUGCCCAUCCAGAGAAAACCAACAGGACCAUGAGCUAUCGGAUAGACAUGCAGAUCAUCACCCUUACAGAGUCCAUCUGUGGGUCAAACUUGUGUAACCGGCCCAAACCUAGUCGGCCUCCUAUCUUUCCUCGAAGGCAUUACCUCGAAUGUGCUUCCUGUGCCUCAUCAGACCUGAGCUGUGAGAGGGGCUGGGACCAGAGCCUGCAGUGCCACAACCCUGGAGAACAGUGCCUGGAGGUGGUAACUCACCGGAGCCUAGAAGAGAGUCCAAGGGAUGAGCGCCACACCCGGGGCUGCGGCAACCUUCCAGGCUGCCCAGGCCCAACCGGCUUCCACAACAACCACACCUUCCACUUCCUGCGGUGCUGCAACACCACAAAAUGCAAUGGGGGCCCAGUCCUGGAGCUUCAAAACCUGCCACUGAAUGGUUUCCAGUGUUACAGCUGUGAGGGGAAUAGCACCCAUGGAUGUUCCUCCGAAGAGUCUUCCCUCACUGAAUGCCGAGGUCCCAUGAAUCAAUGUCUGGAAGCCACAGGCACUAAUGGGCUGGGGAACCCAAGCUACACCAUAAGAGGUUGUGCAGCCCCCUCCUGGUGCCAAGACCUCCAGGUGGCUGAAGCCUUCGGCCUCACCCAUGUCAACGUCUCAUGCUGUACCGGAAAUGGCUGUAACAAUCCAGCCCUGGACAUCCAGCCCCGCAUUGGGGGCGCCCACCGGUCUGGCCCCGCUCACCUCAACCUCAUUGUCAUCCUGCUUGUGACCGCCCGACUUUGGGGAGGCGUUCUCCUCUGGACCUGAACCCCACAUUCCUCCUGCCCUGGCUGGAUCCAGGGGUCCCCUUUGCUCUUCCCUCAGCUCCCAUCCAAGCAGACUUGCUGUGUGACCUCAGGCCAGUAUGCUGCCCUCUCUGGGCCUUAGUUUUCCCAGCUGUCAAAACCCCUAUCUCAUAGAGCUGUGAGAACCAGAGGAGAAAAGCUAGAGAAGGCUGCGGGCCAGCAGGUGAGAGCUCUUGUGAUAAUUAAUAUUGUUGCCACUAUCGUUAUUAUUAAUUAAUAUUUGUUUUAUUUAAUGUUUUAUACUUAAAUAAAGUUUUUUGUACCAGUGAA